CAGGGACGGUGGCAACACAGAGAGCGCUAGUAAUGUCGGCAAUGGCCAGUUCUUCCCCUUAUAAAUACCAACACCCACUAAACCAAUCGCUGAGAUUUGAUACACGGAAGGAUAAACCAAGAGAGUGAGGUAGAGAAAUAGAGUUUUGUGGGUUGUAAGCUCCAUCGUCUUCUACAUUGUUCCUCCUCUCUGUUUUGCUAUCUACCACGGCAAAAAGCCCUGCUAGACUACUUGUUCUUCUGUCAACCUUCAAAAUUUUGAUCGACUAGCUUCACCAUUCCAAUUUUGUUUGAUCAUUAAGGCAAGAGUUUUGGAAGCUAUGAGUCCCUUCUCUUUCUUCCACCAUUGUUGUACCCUGUUAACAUUCAUUAUUCUCUUCAAUUCUAAAGGUAUUUCAGGUACUAAAUUCAAUUUCGUGAACAAAUGCGAUUACACUGUUUGGCCUGGAAUCUAUGGCAGUCCGAAACUGGACAGUACAGGAUUCGAGCUCUCAAAAGGCAGCUCUCGUUCAUUCCAGGCUCCGACAGGAUGGUCAGGUCGGUUCUGGGGCAGAACCGAUUGCAAUUUUGACAAAACGGGUCGCGGAACCUGCGCCACAGGAGACUGCGGGUCGGGACAAGUAGAAUGCAACGGGUUGACCGCCGUGCCGCCAGCCACUUUAGCCGAGUUCACGCUCGGUUCCGGUUCGCAGGACUUCUACGACGUGUCACUCGUCGACGGGUACAAUCUCCCGAUGAUGGUUGACGUAAGUGGUGGCUCGGGUACGUGCUCAGCAACAGGGUGCGUGGAGGACUUGAAUCGUCAUUGCCCGGCUGAGCUUAAAGCGGAUGGCGGCGGAGCUUGCAAAAGUGCCUGCGGUGCGUUUGGCAGUCCCGAGUACUGCUGCAGCGGUGCGUACGAUUCACCGUCUACUUGUAAGCCGUCGAUAUACUCUGAAAUGUUUAAAAGCGCGUGCCCGCGAUCGUAUAGCUAUGCAUACGAUGAUGCCACUAGUACUUUUACAUGUACUGGAGCUGAUUAUACGAUCACGUUUUGCCCUAACUUGCCAAGUCUAAAAUCUGCAAGGGACCCAUCUCCCAAGCCAACAACAACAGAAGGGUCUGGGUCUGGGUCAAGGCCAGUAGAAGAGAGUGCACUGGAUAGUUCAAGGCUUGCAAACUUGGCCACUGGAGAAUCAUCCGGUAGUCGCCCUUUUUGGGCUCUCCAAUAUUCUAUUUUUGUAGGGACUUGUCUUCUUCUAUCCUUUAUUCACUUUUUAUAGUACAUCUCUUCAUCUCUUGAGAUCAAAAGAGAAUCCAAGCCAUUCCCAUAUCUUCCAUACUUGAGGUUUAAUUCAUAUAUAAUGGCGCAAUGAUGUAAAGCAUUUAGAUUUAGAAAUAGAAUGUGCCUCUCCUUUCACAUUUAUGAUACAUUUUUAGUGCUCGUAUAUUUGCCAAGUAUUGCAAUUACCCCCAUCAUGGGUUUGUCCCGCCCAUGAGGCUUAC
Molecule: messenger RNA, 1484 nt
Organism: Tripterygium wilfordii
Lineage: Eukaryota; Viridiplantae; Streptophyta; Magnoliopsida; Celastrales; Celastraceae
Product: thaumatin-like protein 1
Exons: 3
Coding region: 320-1261 (313 amino acids)
Biological process (GO): defense response
Cellular component (GO): extracellular region
Source: RefSeq, a predicted model, not a curated record